Molecule: messenger RNA, 1659 nt
Organism: Prorocentrum cordatum
Lineage: Eukaryota; Dinophyceae; Prorocentrales; Prorocentraceae
Source: the annotation of a GenBank genome assembly
AUGCGGGCGGCGCGGCCGGCGGCGGCGGCCGAGGGCGGGGGCCACGCGGGCGAGGAGUGCCGCCGCGGCUUGCGCCCGCGGGCCGUGGCCCUGGACUGCGAGAUGGUGGGCAUCGGGCCCCGCGGCAAGCGCUCUGCCCUCGCGUGGGUGGCGGUCGUCGACCGGCGCGGCCGGCUCCUGCUGGACGUCCACGUGCGCCCCGACGCCGAGGUGACCGACUGGAGGACGGCCAUCACUGGACUCGACGCCUCCAGCUUCGCGCCCGCGGCUGCGGCCGGCGAGCUGGAGCAGGGGUCCGCGGCGCCCGGGGCGUGCGGCCGGCGCGCCGGGGGCCGCGCGGUGCUGGGCACGGAAGAGGCGGUGCGCAGGACGAACUCGCUGCUGGACGGCGCGGUGGUGGUCGGUCACGACUUGCGCCACGACUUCCGUCUCUUGCGACGAUUCCACCAUAGGCGCCUGCUCCUCCGGGACACGGCGUUCUGCCCGCUGCUGAAGGCGGGCCUGGACGGCCGCUCGCACGCCGGGCCGCCUUCCCUGCGCGCCCUGGUCCACGCCAAGUGCCUGGGCAGGGCUCACUGCGUCGUCCUGCUGCUGGUGCUCGCUCUGCAGAUCCUCUUCAAGCAACAGCACGUGCGCACGGAGAUGGAGCAGCUCAGACGUCAGCUCCACAUUGCCGAGACGACGGUCCCGAUCAAAGACCUCGUCAGUGCGAUGGAGUGGGACAGGGAUCCAGACGGCUCGAUCUUCUUGGCGAACACUGAGCCCAACGUCACUAUCGAGAAUAUCAAGAACCAGCUCAAGAGCUGGAUGGAGGAAGCAGGUUUCGAGGAGCAACAUUGGUCGGUCAUCGGUAACACGCCAGGCAGGAGAUUCAAGGUGCAGAUGUCGGGUGACGCGAAUGCGGUUAUGCGGAAGGUCAAACAGGCACAGCGCAAUCUCAGGCAGGACGGUGAGUGGAGGCAGUUCAGCACGCCUACGAUUGAAGGGGGCCAGUCCAGGCAGGAACCUAUGAUGGUGAUUUACAACAUGCACAAUUUUGGGUUGGAUGAGGCGACGGCCCAGACAUUGAUGAGGAUAAUCGCGGCGGAGGCAGAGAUUGCUGCGGGGAACCCUCAUCGGUCUACGGUCAUGCCGAUGGGCGACUUCAACUUCCAUGAGAAGGCUGCGAUGUAUAUUGCGACGCCUGAGAUCGACAAGGGGUUGCUCGACCAGAUGCGGCACAGAGAGGGAGGUGAACAAUGGCUGGGUGCUCUGGCGGGCCUAGUGGAGCUGGACCCUGAGCAGCCCACGCGCUACGUGGCGGAUGGUGAGAGGCUUUCGCAGUUGGACAAGGUGUUCAUCUCGACCCCUGGCUGGCUGCUCCUCGACUGGGCCAUGUCGGCGACGGUGCUGGACAGGCCAGAGGAGCUCCUCGGCCGCGGCAUUUCUGAUCACGCAGAGUUCUCACCGUUCCUGCAAAAACAGAUAGAGGCUCUGCUUGAGAUGCAUGCCCCGAGCUGGAAACAUAUUCCUGUGCUGCCUAUGGCAGAAUACCUUGGGGCGUGGAUCGGCCCUGCUGCGAACAAUGAGAUGUGGGCGAGGAUAUUUCUGGAGUGGGUGGGGGUGGUGAAUGCUAUCACGAAGCAGCAGAUGCUGCAGCAGGCCGAGGUAGAGCGGUGA